Molecule: messenger RNA, 2192 nt
Organism: Juglans regia (Persian walnut)
Lineage: Eukaryota; Viridiplantae; Streptophyta; Magnoliopsida; Fagales; Juglandaceae
Product: UDP-glucuronate 4-epimerase 3-like
Exons: 1
Coding region: 532-1830 (432 amino acids)
Source: RefSeq, a predicted model, not a curated record
ACCCCUUCGUAAUUAGCCUCUAAUUUCAUCUAAUAAAUAGCAUCUCCUUUGAUUCUCUGAGUCCCACCACACUUCACAAAUACUUCACCGUUGGAGAAAGCUUUUGGUGUUCUUUUCCUCCUCGGAGUUAAAAUUAUGAUCCUAUACGAGUCAAUGAGGUAUUGAUCUCUUCCCAUCAUCCUCCAUUACUUUGACCUUUCUCUCUACUUGGUGUUUGAUCCAACUCAAGUUCUUGACCUUUCUCACCGCAAGCAUCCGCAAAAUCAAAGACCACCACCGACACAGCAGCCCAUCCCUCCAAGAAACCAGAAAGAUUCCCCUCCCCUCCAUACGCAGAAAAAAGAGCUGGAAAGGAACACCAAUACCAAGCAAACCAAAGCUCUUCCCCUCCCCCACCCCCUCACUUGCUUUAUCUUGAACACCAUCGCCACGGGAAUCCUUCCUCGAACCCUAAUACAUUCCCAACCCAAAUCCCAAGAUCACCAAGAGCCUCCGUUUAUCUGGGGCAUUUUCCCACAUUUUCCUGAGAAAAUGUCCCACCUCAACAACAUUCCCUCAACUCCAGGGAAACUCAAGAUGGACAAAUCCAUGUUCAUUCACAGACAUCGCUGGCACUCAUCGCUUACCAAGCUCACCUUCUGGUCCUUUGUGUUCUUGGGCUUGAUCUUGCUCUUCUUCUUCCGAACCCCUUCACCUUCUUCUUUACCGUCCGAUCCUUCUCGCCGCUCCUCCCGGACCUACAACUGGGGCGGACCCGCCUGGGAAAAACGGGCCCGCUCUUCCGCCCGAGUUCGCUCCCGUAACGGCAUAUCGGUGCUCGUCACGGGAGCUGCUGGGUUCGUCGGAACCCAUGUCUCCACUGCUCUCAAGCGCCGUGGAGACGGCGUGCUCGGUCUCGAUAAUUUCAACAACUAUUACGAUUCCUCAUUGAAACGAGCACGCCAAGUGCAUUUGGAGCGCACCGGCGUGUUCAUUGUUGAAGGAGACAUCAAUGAUUCAGCGCUAUUGAGUAAGCUUUUCGAAGUUGUGGCAUUUACUCAUGUGAUGCAUUUGGCUGCUCAAGCUGGAGUGAGGUAUGCCAUGGAAAAUCCUAGCUCUUACGUGCAUAGUAACAUUGCUGGCCUUGUUAAUCUUUUAGAGGUUUGUAAAUCCGCUAACCCACAACCCGCGAUAGUGUGGGCAUCGUCCAGUUCGGUUUAUGGACUUAAUACUAAGGUGCCAUUUUCGGAAAGAGACCGAACUGACCAGCCUGCUAGCCUGUAUGCGGCUACUAAGAAGGCCGGUGAAGAAAUCGCACAUACUUACAAUCAUAUCUAUGGCCUUUCGCUUACUGGGUUGAGAUUUUUCACGGUUUAUGGUCCGUGGGGGAGACCGGAUAUGGCGUACUUCUUUUUCACGAGGGAUAUAUUGAGGGGGAAGCCAAUUCCGAUCUUUGAAGCGCCUAAUCAUGGCACGGUCGCUAGGGACUUUACCUAUAUCGAUGACAUUGUGAAAGGGUGUUUAGCAGCAUUGGAUACCGCGGAGAAGAGCACUGGGAGUGGUGGGAAGAAGAGGGGCCCGGCUCAAUUGCGGAUUUUCAAUUUGGGGAAUACUUCACCUGUGCCGGUUUCAGAUCUUGUGAGCAUUUUGGAGCGGCUCUUGAAAGUGAAGGCCAAGAGACAUAGUAUGAAGCUGCCACGAAAUGGGGAUGUUCAGUUUACUCACGCCAAUAUCAGCCUGGCUCAAAGGGAACUUGGUUAUAAGCCCACUACAGAUCUGCAGACAGGUUUGAAGAAGUUUGUGAGAUGGUAUCUCAAUUAUCAUUCUGGUGGUAAAAUGGCCACCGGCUGACAAAUUCUUUUGAUUGUGGUAGGAUCCUUUAAUUCUGUUCAUCAUGAUUCUUAUGAUUGUUUUUUAGCAUUUCAAUGUUCGGCGUACGAUUAUCUUCUUUUUGUAAAUCUUAAUGAUGCCAUAUAAUGAGGAACCUAGUGUCCUACAUUGAGAAGUUUUGUGGCUGGGGUACAUUGUUUGCUGGGACUCCUAAGCUGUAUCAAAGAAAAUUAGGACCAUCUUUUUCUUCUCGCCUAGGUAAUUUCUGUAGCUUCGGCAUUGUAGAAUUCAUGGCUGAUAGAGCAUAUGCUGAUUAGCAGACAUGUAUAAUUUUUUGUGCAAUUUAAUAAGAUUCACACGAUAGUUUGAACUUUAUUUAAUGU